UCACCGCCUGCAGCAGGGCAAGGCAGUGCACAACCGGUUACUGCAGGGCACAGCAGGCUCCUGCACAGAACAGCGGGGCACAGCAGUGCACGGGAAGGUGCCGCAGGUUUCUGUAGGGCACAGCAGGGCUCGUGAAGCUGUGCGAAUUACUUCCCACGUCGAAGAAAAGGGGCCUGAGUUCGGAGGAAAAGCGAACGAAAAUGAUGGAGAUAUUUUUCGAAACGAAGGACGUGUUCCAGCUGAAGGACUUGGAGAAGAUCGCUCCACGGGAAAAGGGCAUCACUGCGAUGUCGGUGAAGGACGUGCUGCAGAGCGUGGUGGACGAUGCCUUGGUGGACACCGACCGCAUCGGCACCUCCAACUACUACUGGGCCUUCCCCAGCAAGGCCCUGAACUCCCGGCAGAACAAGCUUAUGGCCCUGGAGGCACAGCUGAAAGAGGGGGAGGCGCGGCGCAAGGGCCUACAGGAGAGCGUGGUGAGGGCUACGGCGGGCCGGGAGGACACGGAGGAACGCGCCGAGCUGCUGCAGGAGCUGGCGCGGCUGCGCUCCUACAAGGAGAAGCUGCAGGCUGAGCUGGAUAAACAUCGCGAGUGCGACCCCGAGGUCGUCAGCGGCCUCCGAAAAGAGAACGAGAUAGCCAAGGAUGCCGCUAACAGAUGGACAGACAAUGUGUUCUCCAUCAAGUCGUGGGCCAAGAGGAGGUUCGGGCUGGAGGAGGAUCAACUGGACAAGUCCUUCGGGAUUCCUGAGGAGUUUGACUACAUCGAGUAACGAUCGGGGAUUUGUCCCAGCCGGCACACCACGUCCAGUAUACCCCUCCUCUUGGCCGCGGCUACUCGUCGCAGCCAAAGUGGACAGCAGCAUGAAUCCCACGUGGAGCCCUCUUGAUGAGUUGACGACACGUGGUGUUUUCCCGGUUGGCCCGUCUAUUUCUCCGACGCGUGUUCAUGCUGUACCGCAUCGUCGUUCAGUGUGAUGUCCGACGUUUCCUUCCACGCACCGGGAGCCAAAUUCAGUUCCUGCAGAAGCUGUCGGCACGAGGACUGGAACGUCAUCGACGCCGUUCCCUUCGUCUCCGCGCGCUUUCCCACAUCUUUGACUUCCUAAUUUAGACCUCGUCCCCUCCUCUGCUCCCAUCUCUUCCAAGUGGUCACCUUGCCAGCGUGGAAGAGUAGGCCAACUACCAUCUAGAGCUACGGCCGGUGGAAGCAACGCCCGCCAGCAAGGGGCGUGUACAAGCCAUUGCAGGGCUGCACCUGUGUCUCGACCAACUGCAGGCUCUGCCAGAAAUUAAUGAAUCCCUGGUGACCACCAAAGCCUUUGACAGGCCACUUGCCUGUGGUGGACACGGUGGGUGGAGGUAGCGGUGUUUCACUCCUUCCACACCCGUGCGUGGCGAUUCCGCGACUCGCUCUGGGUGGUGGCUCUGACCCUGACCAAAACCUGAACCCUAUCCGUGACCUUAUCUCAAAACCCGAUUCGCCUGACCCUUAUCCUGCCCAUCCUGUUGUACCCAUACAUAGUUGCGUCUCGAUCGAUUCAAUUGGCAGCAACGGUGUUUUUAACAAUGGGGGGGGGUGUUCUGGGCUUUUCGCAUUUGUGAGUGCUGGUUGUGAGGGCCUAUAAGGACGCUUUUGUUUAAACGUGUGUGUGCUCAUAUGUGUCCAUGUGUGUUUUCACGGUUGCGCUAUCUCUCCGAUGCAUUUUUCGGAUCGUGCCGCUUACGUGUUGUUCGGGCACGGUGUCCGAUGUUUCGCUCCACAUGCUGGCUAAUUGUUCAGGAACUGAAUCGCAUCAGAGAGCUGCUGCGCGUGAGUGAGACUGCACCUCUGUGUUGAUUGAUCCAUGGACCGGAGCAGACAUUCAGCUGAGGUUCCAGCUCGGCACCAUCGUUAUUCUAUCAUCUGAUAUCUCCACUCUUUUCAAGAGGUUAUCAUUAAUUCACUGUUGUUGGCCACGUAAAGGAAUUGGGACCUCUAAGGUUACACCACCUCUGGUGGAACCGACAACAUUAAAUAUCUGAAAACAAACUCAACACAUUCUUCAUUAACACUGUGUGUGCGGCCUUAAAAUAAAACAAAUGUAAUAAAAGACGUUUCGGGCAUUGGUCCUCCUCCGAUGUAAUAUAUUGACGAA
Molecule: messenger RNA, 2138 nt
Organism: Petromyzon marinus (sea lamprey)
Lineage: Eukaryota; Metazoa; Chordata; Hyperoartia; Petromyzontiformes; Petromyzontidae
Gene: MND1
Product: meiotic nuclear divisions 1
Biological process (GO): reciprocal meiotic recombination
Cellular component (GO): nucleus
Molecular function (GO): double-stranded DNA binding
Source: RefSeq, a predicted model, not a curated record